UGUCUAUAGUGGAGUUGGGUGAUUUAAUACCCCGAAACAACUGAUAAAUGUUUGGUGUUUAUCGUUUUUUUGUAGUGGGACUUUAACACUUUCACGGACAGUUUAAUCGAGUUCGUUCACUGGUGGGAAUAUUUUCAAGCGGCAAGGUAAUUAGCUGUAUCUUUUCAAUUUCCAAUUCCCAUGCAAGCGAUAUAGUCUUUAGUAAUUGCCUUAAGGAUCGACCAGCCGGGAUCAUCGGUGUAUAUACUUAGUAACGCCGGACAAUUUUCUCGGACUUUUCUCUUACAAAGCAAUGCCAGUAGUAUAGUUCAUUGCCAACUACUUGUUUUUCCACCGAAGUCACAAAGUUUUUAUGUCGUGUUGAGCUCAACACUAACGUCCUACGAAGAAGGCAGUUGACAUUCCCGCCCACUCAAUAUAUUAUGUUGACUUCAACCAAUCUGUUUAUAUGAAAAUAGUUUCAUGGACUUAUUAUUAGAAAUUUCCUGUAGUUAAUAACUAAAAGUAACCACCUUAUAUUUCUAUAACAUAGGACAGCAAAGGCACUUUUCUACAUAUUUAUUCCUUGCCUAGAACUAAAACCUCCUGGAUAACUCUGAGAAAAUUGGUCUCUUUGUUUAAUCAACAUCGGAGGCUCGACGAUGCGCCAUAAUCUACACUGGCCAUGAACGCUUACAAGACAGUAUAUUUUCAUUCACUUUAUUCAUGCAACUGGUCCAUCUCUUACUCUACCGAGUAAUUAACAUUGGUAACCAUACAUAGAAGAACGAAGGACAAAGAUUAUCAUCAUGAUGAUUGAACUUCAGUUGUUGAUUAUUGCACUGUUAUCACGUUUCAGCACCUUUACUAAGCGCGCUUCUGUGUUGGACUUAGUUGACUUUAAAAAUACGUCGCUUUAGUUAAAUGAUAGAUAUUUGUUAUCUUUCUCUAAAGAACUCAGUGUGAGGUACCCGUUUGUAUUUGACAUUUUAUUCAGCUCCGUUAAGGUUGUGUUAAAAAACAAGGUUUGAAUCAAAGUUCAGGAGUUUUCGGCUCAAGUUAGUUUUCCCGCCCCUGCGUACCUCACCACCAAAUACAAAAAUCUUAUCUGCACACCUCUUUAUGCAUGAAACAGCUUUCUUUUCGCAUUCACUUUUCUCCCUCUGUUUAAUUCCAUAUACGAUGACUAAAUUCUCAUACAAAGUCUUACAACUUUCGCUGCUCUAAUAGGUAUUGGUAACACUAUAUUUCGGGUUUGGGGGUACUUGUGGUCAAAAAAGCCAAUUUAUUACUAUCCACCCAUAUUUUGCUCUAAACCUUGUAAAUCAAUCUAAAUGUACCAUGAUUACUAAACGUUCAUCGUCUCCUUUUCCUUCAGCCUUUUCAAUAUGCGUUCAAAUAAUGCUAUAAUCUGAUGUGAUAGCCAAGGGACUGAUUCUUACAGAGAUGAACCUGAGUCUGGUGGUGUCCAUAUUGCUCGCAAGUCUUACUCUCUCUCUUGGAGCAGACGAUUCGAAUGAAAAGUUCAUACUGAAGAAAAACUUAGAUAACACAUAUCUUCUGGUGCCAGCGCCUGCUAACGCAAGUAAAGAAACGACUGUAGAUAUAAAGAGCUUACCUCCAAUAGCAGUUGAAGGGAAUACGCCAAGAGACGCCCCUGGGAUAAACUCACAGUCGGUCCCCAUAGCCCCCUCUCCCGGGAAACAGGCGCCUCCACCAGCAUCUGGCGUGAAGGUAAGUCCUUAGAUUCUGGUUUUCAGUUUGAUGUAUGUGCAUCAAAAUCAAUCACCUUAGUAUGUGUUGUGAAGUUUUUAUUUUUGUUACUAUUUCUAUUUUAGCCCGUUGUACCUGUUUCUCCACCAGUUUCGCCUAAAUGUCCAGGGAGCCCCCAAUGCAAGGUCAAAAUUUCACAGGUUAGCAGUAGUAUAAUAUGUCAUCCCCGCCUUUGCCCCCAAAGGCUAUUUUACACAAGAGAGAAUAAGCGACAUUCUCUCUUGGUAACCGUAUGUCCUGAAUAUCGGUAUUCGUGAUAUGUAUAUUUAAUUUGCCCUAGCCAGCUAAGUCAGACCUCUGCUGAGAAUGGUUAUCAUGAUAAUUGCAGAGCGCAGUGGGAGGUGCAGACAGUCACCCAUUGUCCUGGGUGGGGAGGAUCAAAAUCUUGGUACCAUGGACACAUUUAGCAUAGGACCUGUAGCGGCAGUCUAAAUUUUCAGCCGGUCAAAAAUUCGUCGGGUGACGUUUGAACUUAGCCUUAAUCUCCUUAUAAAUCUUUCUGCUCAUUCCUCCAACAUUUUAUAUUUGUUGAGAAGAGAGUUUUUUUUUCCAUUUCUGCAGAAUACACUAACACUAGCACUGAAGGGAAAAGAUGGAACGAGCGGAUUCCCUGGAACAAAGGUGCACUGAACAACCAAAUUUUCUUUAAUUUAUCCACGAGGUUGUCUUGGGUGGACUGAAUGGUUAUGAAACCCGCUAGUUUAUUCCGUUGUUAUAUGUUUUUGUUCACCUGGCGGUGUACAACGUUCAUAAGCAUUGCUAACAUUUAAUCGUAUUGAACAAUAAAAACGUCGCAUUAUCCCAUCACAAUUUGCCGACAAAAAACAAAGGAUCUUGAACCAUGAGGGAGCUUCCAAAAUAAACUGUUGCACUGUUGUUUUUAUAUUUGAUGUUUGUCGCCUUUCAUUACCAGUCUCCUCUAAUAACUAUUGCCAACUUGAUUACGUUUUUUAUUCUUAGGGUCUCCCAGGCCCUCCCGGCCUUCCAGGACCACAGGGACCUAAGGUAAGUAAGGGGCCGUAGUCUGAAAUGUCAUCCGUCUCUUCACCCCACUCCCCAACGGGUGGUAAAACGAGAGGCCUUUCCGCCCGUUUAGGGCGGGGGGGGGGGGGGGGGGGGGGGGGGGGGGGGGGGGGGGGGCCAUUCCCGGGCAAAAGGAGAGAGAGAAAAAAUAAAAAAAAAAAAGAAAUAUUAAGCAAAAGGCACGAGAAAAAAAAGGAAAAAAUUUUUGAGCGAGAAGGAGAAAAAAAUUUGAAGGGAGAAUCCCCGGGCCCCCCGGCCCUCACGGGCAACAGGGGCCAAGGGGGUGAGGGGGGGGGGGGUUGAAAACGCCCCCCCUCCCUCCCCCCCCCCCCCCGAGGGGGGGGAAAAGGGGGGGGCUUUCCCCCGGGUUGGGGGGGGGGGGGGGGGGGGGAGGCGUGGGGCGAGGAGACGGAUGACAUUCCAGCAGCAUAGGAAUGAGAGAUAUAAUUAAGAAAAAAACGAGAUUCUAAGCCAAUGGCAUGACGCAAAAUAGGAGCAAAUUCUUGAGCGAGUAAGUGUAAUAUAUUUGACGAUGGAACACCAUGUACAAGAUUGCUUCUUUGCUGCAAGAUUCAGUAAGAACCGAAAUUAUUUUUGAACGUCUUUUUUCAUAUGCAUGGGUUUUCCGAAUGUAAUUGAGUAAGUAACGAAGAAAUACAAUCAGGCCAAUCAGAACUCAACUGUUUUUUAGUCGGAUAAGUUCCAGACCUGUCCGAACUAAUCGACACCAACCCUGACUAGUUCGUGUGUCGUGGUCGCUUUGCCAUAGUAAGGGAAUGAGAGCACCACAAGUCAUGGCUAUUUAGUCCUGGGUUUUUUCCUAGCGAAACCAACACAAGGUAGGUUAUUUCCAUCUUCGGAGACCUAGGGCGCGAGAAAAGAGAAAAGCAUGGAAAUUCUCGUUGCGCGGGCCUUUUCUCCCGACCGAACUGACUGCCUCUGGGUACCCGAGGAUGGUUAUUUUCCUGCCCAUUGGUUUUGGCGAUGAGUUUUGACGGGAGAAGCAUGUUACAGACGAAAUGGAAGAGAUUUGGAGCAUCAGAUCCAGAAUAUUAAAGAAAAUGUUUGCAAUGCUUCCAACUUUGGAGACGCUUUUUGUGAGCUGUGUCAGCCAUUUGUUGUUCAAAUUGCAAGAAAUGUAUUUAACUUUGGCCUUUUACCGUCAAACCGACAGACUUUUCCACAGGAAAAUUCCAUGAUCAAAAAAACAUACAUCCCACGGCUCGCCGACGUAGCCUUCUGACAUAACUGUCUCGGCCUGCAAUGCGAGCGAUUCGGCAGGGGUGUUUUUGUUGUUGUUGUACAAGGUUUGUUUUCUUGCUACAGUAUUCUAUGAAAAUGUAAAGGCAGUAACCACAUGCAGUCAAACUGCCUUUUUUUUAAAUUCUGAUAAGUUUGAAUGGUUGUUUGAUUUCUUUUCCUCAUCCAGGGCCCAAACGGAAAUCCAGGUCAAUGCGCACCAUCUCCGGUACCUUGAAAUACUUCAUAUUUUUUAUAAAUACAGUAUUAAGUUAAUUUAGUCAGAAACCCAUAACCCCGGAGCGAGAACGUUCCAUGCACUCGUGUCGGCGGGUCCACGGACCAGUAUAUUUAAAGAUCGGUUUAACCACGAAUUCGGACCUUUCCUCGACACGACCGGUAUACCUUUCGCUUUAUAAUUACUACGUCAUUGCCUUCAUUCAUUAUGUCGUAGUUGCCAAGUCCCUCAUUUUCCGGGCGCCCUAUGCGUUUUAGGCCACAUGGUCCGAGGGGCCGUUCGUCUCGGAUACAUAUCGGAAAUGCAUUGACCAAUAAGGCGUGGGAAGAUGCCAUACAGGCACCGGACACCAGUGACGAAUGAGGAACCCUUCACAUCAACCUCGUUGUAAUGGUCUUCCUCAUCUCCCCCAAUUUCUGAGGGAGUAGCCCUGCCGAACAAGGUUGUCAUUACAUCUUGGUCCUCCCUGGCCAGGUCUGGGUUGCAGCUUGUCACACUUUCAAUCUCUUGAAAAGAUGUAAACAAUCAGAGCAAAGUAAGACAUUCCAGCAGUAGCACGCGUUAAGCAACGUUUUGAGCUAAAAACGCUUAGGAACAAUGAGCUUUUUUUAAGGAAAACAAAUUUCGCCAAAAAAGAAAUCUAAAAAUACAUUGAGAGUCUUACGUGCAUGGACGGAAGCCUCUCGAUCGGCAAUGUGCUCCUGGCAUGGGAAGUACGCCCAGGACUGUAUCGCUGAAAAAUCACAUUUCCGUCUUUGAAACUUGGCAAAUUUUAGGUGAACACCCUUCUCUAUUUCUCUGUUGUCUUUUCAGUUUCAGUGUUCUCCUGGAGUAAUUGCGACACUUCAAGCAAAAAUACUGGAACUGGAAAAAACUUGCAAGGUGGAGUGCAGCUAAGUCUUUGUGGAAUAUGAUAAAAAGUAAACAAAAACUACGGUCUACUCAUUUAAGCUCCAUGGAGUGUAAUGCAGUUAUAGAAGAGAAGUUCACCUUGGUAUCUCACUGGCAUUAGAAAGUUCUUCAGUCAAUUUGCGUGCAUUUUAAUUGCUCAAUAGAAGUUCGAUGCUCUAACCUCUUAUUUCGUUAUUUGCUGUCUAUACUGAAUAAGUUAUGUCUAUAGAAUUGUAAUUCUUUUUUUCUAGUAUUCUACCCACGCUUCAACAAAAUAAGUAAUUAAUGAAGUAUUUGGUAUUUUCGGGCGAUAAGAGGAGCCCGCAAUCCCAAUCUUCAGGUUGUUAUUACGCAUGCGUCGCAUCUAUGUAGCCAUUCGUUUGGAUUUCCUCUAAGAAUGAAUGGAAUGCAUAUAACGCAAUUUGAUGACGCGCGUUUGAAUCUUCUAUCACUCGUAAUCUGAUCACGAAUGUUUUGACUAUCUGUCACGUGAAACUUAGGCAAAGCACAGCGCUGGAGCAAAAGCGUUUUGACCUUCGAUCGUUGUCGCCCGCACUCCGUAACCUUUGGUUAUUACUAGUUUAAAUAAAUGGGACUGACAGCUAUUCCCAGUGCUCGCUCGCGUAACACUGUCCUUAAUUCAGGCGUGUGUGUGCGUUUCUCCCUCGGGAGUGGCUUUCUGUCUAUAAAUAAAGAAGUGUGCAAGCAAAUUUGUCCAGUUUGGCUGCAAGGGCGGGAGGAUUGGACUCAUGCGCCGUCGAAACCCGUUUGUGGGGGUGGGGUUGGUCUACAUCCGUUUUCAUUUGUGGUUUGUUUGUUUGACCCCCCCCCGCCUCCCAUUUUUUCUCUUAUUUUGGUCUAGUCCUAUCGCCUUCUCGCCUGCAGACACGCAUGUCCCGUACCUCAUCCAUUGAGUCUCCAGGUCUUUGUUGAGCGAGAGUCCACUGGGAAUAGAUUACUAUUUCGAAUUCAAACCAACGUACUUUCGUAGAAUAGAACAACUCCAGUUAUUUAUCUUCAAAGGCCCUGAAGCCUUAUAGCUUGUGUCGCUGAAAUUUUGCAAUAUUUUUUAACAUAUACACUUUCCACCUGCAGAAUAUGAACGCAGUACAACCCCCCAUACCCAACUGCAGUGUAGGGAGAUGGUAGGUUAAACACAAGCAGAGCUUGGUGCGCUAUGAUUCUUUUUCACCAUUUGCACAUCUUCCUUCAUGUACCUUUAUUGGGACGUCAAAGGCUGUAAUACCACAAAAAUGAAAAACAACAGCUAUGCAACAUUUUUUUUUUGGGGGGGGGGGGGGGGGGGAAAAAGAGGUUUUUGGGGGGGGCGGGAAAAGGGGGAAGGGGGGGUUUUGGAAAAAAAAAAAAAUUUUUGGGAAAUAAUUUUUUCAUCCCCCCCCACGAAAUUCUUUAAAAGCUCACCCAAAAACGCACUUUGGAUUUUUUUUAUAAGUCUUUUUCUAAUAAAGAGCAUAAAAAGAUACGCUAGGGGAGGUGGGGGGGAUUGAGGUAUAAACAAAUGGGUGGGUUUGGUGGUUUUUUUUUUUUUUCUCCUUUUUACCAUCUUUUUUUUUUUUUAUAGUUUGGAAGGAUAACAAAAAAAAAAAAAAAAAAAAAAAAAAAAAAAGAUUUUUUUUUUUUUUGUUUGGGGGGGGGGGGGGGGGAAAGCAAGGUGUAUAUGGGAGACGUGCAAAUGGCGAAUUGGAGGAUUUGGUACAAAAGAUACAUAUCUUGGACAAGAAUUUGUUACGCAUCCCCACGUCAAUCUUGUAAACGAUCGUCACAAGACGCAUUCUGAGCUUAAUUUAUUGUAGCUUCCUCAUGAAGAGCGUCUAACGAAAGCAACAACAACAACAACGACAGAAAAUAGCUCAAACAGACCCUUGACACGCCUUAUACACGUUUUAUAUCUACUCUAUAUAGGAUUUAUAGAUAGCUAGCUAGGAUUUAUAGAUAGCUAGAACUUCCAAAAAAGGAAUCAGCGCUGGUCACAUUUUUGAGUUAUGCGAGACUCAUUCCAUUCAGUGCUUCGUUGGCAUUCAGGUGGGGAGGGGCGACACCUAUUCUGAGAUGAUACAUGUCUCAAGUCAAUACCGUACAUCAAAGAAAAAUACCACAGUACAUCUGGGGUUAUCUCGUUUGUUGUAGUAAAGAAAACCCGGCGGCUAGCUGUCAGGAGAUAUACACAAAGGAUGCUAGGGCUGUAAGUGGGGCCUACUGGAUAAAGGGGAAGGUCCGACCAUUUCAGGUGAGUAUUCGUCUAACGGGACAAACUAUUUUGCUGAAAUUGUAAUUUCCAUUGCCAAGCUUUCUGUGACUAUAACUGAUUAGUGUACCACCCUAGCUGGAGGCUAUCUGCUUGGUGAGAGACCUAGAAGUGAUUGAGACCCCCAUGGCACAACUAAUAAAUAUGCCGUACCACAAGAAAUGUCUGAACAAAUAGGAAGAGGACUAGCCUGAAAAAAAGCCGACAUUUCGCGAUUGACGUUUGGGAGACGAGCGCAGAAAUUACACACUGAUGGCGCGUCACUACCCAGAUCUAGGUAGUGCUUCUGAUUGGUUGAAGCAAAUUUUCAGCCAAUCAGAAGCAUUACCACCAAGAUCUUGGUAGUGACGCGUCAUCAGCAUAGAAUUUCUGCGCUUGUUUAUCAGACGUCAUUUCUUUUUGGAAAUCGGGAAAUGUCGACUUUCUUCUCACGGUAGAAGAGGACAGACUAAAAAUAAUUGUUGCUGAAAAUAUCUGAUUGUCGUUCCUGUUCCUUGAUACGGAUGUAAAAAAAUUGGUGCAAUUCCACAAUUGGUUUAGAUCGGUUCCAUCAAAUGAAUUUCAUGCAGAUGAUAGGACUGGGACAUUUUUAGCCAGAUAAAACGUUUAUUCUUAACGAAAUUGUCACCUUCAAAACCGACGCAGAAUAAAUCACAGAUCUCUUGGUUUUAUAGGUGACUCGAAAGGUAACAGCCACUGACUUUUUAUCGAUUGUCACUUACGGCCUUUGGUAUUCCCAAAGGCCUAACUAAUACUAACCAAAGUAAUUUUACUAAUGUUUAGUGCAUGAGGUAUUGAAGUGUAGCUUGUUGGAUCGAGGCGCGUUUAUAACUGUUAAGCGCCAACUUUUCAUAAUUGUGAGACAGUCACUUCAAGGGAAGCCUGUAUUUUAUUGCAGACACAUUGCGAAAUCGAACCAAUGGUUGCUCGUGGAUGGACGUUGGUGGCUCGGGUGCCGGGAAGUUCAAAUGAGUUUUCCCCAGUCAGCAAUACUUGGGCAAGCGAUAGCGUCAUCAACAACGAAACUGCGCCUGACACCAACACCCAAAAGGCCAUGAAAAAUAUUGGCUGGGCAGACUUGCGCAGCAAUAUACUUCGGGUGUGUUAUGAUGGCCCAAAUACACACUGCGCCACUUUCACCCACAACCGUAACAUGCCCCUCUCGGAACUAUUCAAUAACCAGUUUGGGGUUCCUGUCGACGAGAGAUACACAAUGGACUCUCUUAUGAAGGCAUUCGGAAAGUCCUGCGAUAUAUCACGCAUGACUAGGCAGUGGUGCGGCCUGAACACGGCCAGUGUUUGCCACCCGCAGGAUAUCAAUCCGAAUCUAAAUCCAACCAAUCACAUUGCACGGAUUGGUUGCCUCGGUGAUCUUUUGAGGACUUGUGGACCAAAUGACUAUGCGAUUGGUAUUGGCGUGACGAGCUGUUACGACGGUUACGGAUGUGAGAAAGUUGGGCCAAUGACACCGAACCUGCAUUACGCAUGUGUGCCAAGUUAUGGUGCAUUUAACCAGACAGCGUUCUUGUACGUCCUUUAAUUCUCCAGGCUAGACAAGCGGCGUUUCGUCGGCGUUUCGUGUUUGCCCAGUUAUUGCUGACAAGUUGGGAAAUCUCGGAACUUUAUGUAGCAAAUACUAUCUUCUUCAAAAAGGUUGACUUUAGCACGACCUUAGUAGUAUAUUGGGUCACGUCAUGACAAGUAAUGACCGCUGUUCAUUUAAUUGCAGACGCAUUGUGAAAUGAUAAGACAGGAACCGCGCGGCGACAUACUCGAUCCCGAUAGGCCGGCCACGGCGCUGGGCGGCUGGACCCUAGUUGCCCGAGCGAAUGGCGGGAAAGACGAAUUUUCACCAGUCAGUGAAAACUGGGCAAACGACAAAACGUUCAACGAUGUUACUUCGCCAGAUAUAACGCAGAAGACGUCAAUGAAAAAUGAAGGCUGGUCGUUAAUACCCGGCAACAAAAUAAUGGUUUGCUUGACAGGACCGACCACAAGUUGCGCUCCUUUCACCCACAAUAAAAACAUGCCCCUGACAAAUUUGUUUAAAACGCAAUUUGGCGUUGUUCCUGCAGAGCAAUACACCUUCGCGACUUUGCUGAAGGCGUUUGGCAAGAGCUGCGAUUUAUCUGUUCUACGGCAGGGUUGGUGCGGGCUAAACUUAGCUAACACCUGCAACCCGCAAAGGGAUAACCCCAAUGCAGUACCUGUAAAGACCACCCACAUAGCUCGGAUAGGCUGUAUUGGGGACCAGCAAGCGACUUGUUUCCCCGAUGAUUUUGCGUUUGGAGUUGGCGUCAGUUCUUGUAAAGACGGUUAUGGCUGUACGGCGGUCGGAAAAUCUAAAAAUCUUCAUUAUCGGUGUAAUUAUGUGCAUGGUACAUUGAUGGACACUGCUUAUUUUUAUGUCCAGUGACAGACCCGUUUUUAACUCACAGAGAAACUUUUUAUUAGUUCUUAGUUGAAGCAAUGUAAAGCUGGUGAUUGGACGCUGAACUUAGAAAGUAAAUGGAUCAAUAUUGCUCAGAAACAAUGCAUCCGCAAACAUAGUCUAAGAGUAUUUAACCCGCCGCCGUCCUCAGCGAAAUCAUGUAAAUUGAUCAAAUUUAAGUAUCGAGGGUGAACGCACGACGAUUAACUUCUCAUAACUUACAACGUAGUUCAAAAAGCGUCCUAUCUUAGUUUCCUCCCUUAGAUUUGUAAUAUUAUACAGAAUUUCC
This is a messenger RNA of Porites evermanni, 10129 nucleotides long. NCBI's taxonomy places the organism in Eukaryota, Metazoa, Cnidaria, Anthozoa, Scleractinia, Poritidae. The record is from the annotation of a GenBank genome assembly.